AUGAACUGGAUUUUUCUUGCAUUGGGAGCUGCAUUUUACGUACUCAAAGACUAUAUCACUGGCUCCCUCUUGAUCGUUCUUGCAAUCACAAACCUCUAUAUGACAUUUUCCCAAGAAUACGCAGCUGAGCAGACUCUUGCUGCUCUCCGAAACCUUUCUUCUCCUCAGGCUAAUGUAAUUCGGGACGGAAGAGAGCAAGAUGUGCCCAGCAGAGACAUUGUUCCUGGUGACAUAUUGCUGAUUAAAGAAGGCGAUUCAGUUAGUGCAGAUGCAAGAUUGAUUAGUAUUUCAGAUCUUGAGGUCGAUGAAGCGCUUUUGACCGGUGAAUCUAUGCCCGUCCAAAAAGAGCUUAUUGUUUUAUCCAGCCCUGGUAAGUAA
Phycomyces blakesleeanus NRRL 1555(-) is the source of this 378-nucleotide messenger RNA. RefSeq lists its product as hypothetical. Gene Ontology annotation, molecular function: P-type ion transporter activity. Gene Ontology annotation, biological process: monoatomic ion transmembrane transport. NCBI's taxonomy places the organism in Eukaryota, Fungi, Mucoromycota, Mucoromycetes, Mucorales, Phycomycetaceae. The record is from RefSeq and is a predicted model, not a curated record. The transcript has a single exon. The coding region runs from base 1 to 378 and encodes 125 amino acids.